This is a messenger RNA of Oncorhynchus gorbuscha (pink salmon), 1517 nucleotides long. RefSeq names its product transmembrane protein 121-like. Lineage: Eukaryota; Metazoa; Chordata; Actinopteri; Salmoniformes; Salmonidae. The record is from RefSeq and is a predicted model, not a curated record. The transcript has 4 exons. Bases 1 to 999 code for a protein of 332 amino acids.
AUGGUGCCCCCCCCUCCUACCAACCAGCCCCAUAUCUGCCUGUCCACCCUACUGAUCAUGAGCAGUAUGGCCCUGAUCGAUGCCUAUCUGGUGGAACAGAACCACGGGCCCAGGAAGAUAGGUAUCUGUAUCAUGGUGAUGGUAGGGGACCUCUGCUUCCUCAUCGUGUUGCGGUACGUGGCGGUUUGGGUCGGGGCCGAGGUACGGACCGCCAAGCGAGGCUGUGCCAUGAUACUCUGGUUCCUCUAUAUCUUUGUCCUGGAGAUAAAGGUGUACUUUGUGUACCAGAACUACAAGGCUGACAGGAAGUCUCUGGAUGCUCUGGCCCGUAAGGCCCUGACCCUACUCCUCUCAGUCUGUGUCCCGGUGCUGUUUGUUGGUCUCGUGGCAAUAGACCAUAUGGAGUACGUACAGCCGUUCAAGAAGAAAGAGGAGCUGCGUAACAGGUUGUUCUGGGUGGUGGUGGACCUGCUAGAUAUCCUGGAUAUUCAGGCUAAUCUCUGGGAACCCCUGAAGAAAGGUCUCCCUCUGUGGGCUGAAGGACUGAUGUUCUUCUAUUGUUACAUCCUGUUGCUAGUCCUUCCCUGUGUAUCUCUUAGUGAGAUCUCCAUGCAGGGCAUCAAUAUAGUCCCACACAAGAUGAUGCUAUAUCCUAUCCUCAGCCUGGUCACCAUUAAUAUUUUAACCUUAUUGAUCAGAGGCUGUAACAUGCUGCUGUAUAGGGAUGCCCGGGUCAGUGGGAUCCUGAUAGGGAAGAAUGUGUUAGCUAUCAUACUAAAGACCUGUAGCUUUGUCCAGUACAGGAAGCAGUUACCGAACACUCCUCCUGCUUUCGGGUUGGAACGACAGAGGAACUCUGUACCACAUCACCAUGGUAACCAGGGUCUUGGACGCCCUGUUUCUAUAGUGAUGACCGCUCACCCGCAGGUGGUCCUCCCGGACCAGACAGCCCUGCCCCUCCCUCUGCCAGAGGUCACAACUACAUAUCAACAUACAUGACUGAGACAAGGAUCAUACCAUGUAUGUAUGACCCUCAGGAUAUUAUACACGGGACACACAGGAACAUCUGACUGACCAAAAUCUACAUGGAUGUACCAAUAUCAUGUAUGACCAUCAGGACUCUACAGGGCAAUGGUCAACAUCAUGUGAAAAACCUUGUAUGGAUAUUGUCACUGAUCAAAGGGACGCAGGAUCCCUAUGGAGUAUAGCGCAAAGACAUGGAGAAUGUUUAUGAAGAACCUUGAUACAAAGAAGAUUAUAAUACCAAUCUGAAUGUAUAUUAUCAUUGGAACACAGUGGAAACUCUCCUUAAGGAUAAUAUGGUGACAGGGACAACACCUUCUAGUGUAAAUAACAGUAUCUCUAGACUCUUAAUAUUUGCCCUGUGGAUUCAGAGAACAGUAUCUCCAGACUGUGCAAAUUAAAGACUUUCCUCUGUGGAUUCAAAUAACAGGAUCUCUAGACUCUGUUAAAGACAACACAUUCUGGUGUAAAGAACAUGAUCUCUAGACUCUGUU